AUGAUUCCUCUUCAUCAUCAUCAACGUGGUAUUCCAAUUUCAAAUUCGUUGGUAAAUUCUGUCAUCCAAGCCUCAUCAUAUGCAUUGGCCUCUUCCGAUCCUGACACUCCCUCCGAUGAUCGUUCAUUAUUAGGAGGUAAAAUAGGUACACUCAUCGGUCUUUUCAUAUUGAGUGUUGUUCUUGGAUUGCUGCCGUACAUUGUUCAUCAUUUAUCUAAAAUUGAGAAACUUCGGAAAUUGAAAAAGGCAUUGAAAAUCAUUCAAUUAAUCUUCAUGUAUUGCAAUUGUGUUGCUGCUGGAGCCAUCCUCGGAAGUGGUUUAACGCACUUGUUACCCGAUAGUGUAGAGUCUUUUAAUAAUUAUUUUGAAAUUUAUAACAAUCAAAGUAGUAAUACGGAUGAAGCAUCAUCAUCAUCUUUCAAUACCUUGAACCAUUAUUAUAGUAUUAAGGCUUUCAUGGCUGGUGAAGAUUCCAACAAUUCUACUUUUACUCCCAUUCCAGAUACCGUUACGGAAUAUCCAUGGGCCAUGAUGAUUGCAGGAACGAUAUGUUUAUUUCUAGUGGGAUUGGAUCGAGUCUUUUCGGAACAUUCUCAUGGCUCUUCUCAAUCCUACGAAGGUGAAACACAUUCUCAUCAUCACGGACAUGAACAUCAUGAUAUGGGAAUGAAUAACUAUGCUUCAGUUCAGGCUGGAUCCAGUGGAAUGGAUGAAACUGCUGCUCUCAUCCAUCCGUCCUCAUCCUCAGAACUGAAGAAUGAAUAUUCGGAAUUAUUGUUGGAAGAACAGAAAGCGAAACGUAAAUAUGCCUUUCUGGUCAAAUCGUUAUUGUUCACGUUUGCAAUUUGUGUGCAUUCAGUGUUUGAGGCUUUUGCCUUGGGUUUAGAAAGUGAUAUGAAUUCAUUUAUUUCUUUAUUUAUUCCAAUUGUGGCACACAAAGGAUUUGAAUCUCUGACCACAGGAUUUAUUGUAUUGAGAUAUACACUGUGUCGAGGAUCCUUUCAGAUUUGGAUUUUACUGCAAGUAGCAAUUUAUGCUAUAAGUACACCUGUUGGUAUGGGAAUUGGAAUGGCUAUAAGCAGUGAUUUAUCCCUAUCGUACUUUAUGAUUGCUGGUAUUAUUCAGAGUAUUGCUUGUGGAUCCUUUUUAUUUAUUGCAUGUUUUGAAAUUAUUCCAAGUAGCUUGGAGGAAAGUUCGACGAUUGCGGGAAGAUUUUUCAAAAUGUUUUUAGUGGUCCUUGGAUUUGCAGUCAUGUGCAUUUUGGCUGCUUUUAGUUAA
This is a messenger RNA of Naegleria lovaniensis, 1278 nucleotides long. RefSeq lists its product as uncharacterized. The transcript has 2 exons. Lineage: Eukaryota; Heterolobosea; Eutetramitea; Acrasida; Naegleriidae. The record is from RefSeq and is a predicted model, not a curated record. Gene Ontology annotation, biological process: zinc ion transmembrane transport. Gene Ontology annotation, cellular component: plasma membrane. The coding region runs from base 1 to 1278 and encodes 425 amino acids. Gene Ontology annotation, molecular function: zinc ion transmembrane transporter activity.